AUGUUGUUAUUUAAAUAUAAAUAUAAAUUUUAUGAGAUCAGAAUGCAAGUGAUAAAUAUUGUUUUGUCUAAUGGUAAAUUUGAAAUUAUUAGACGACUUUCAUUAAUAAAUUUAAGGUUUUAGAAUUAAUUAAAUAAGAUGAUGAAAAAAGUCUAUACGCUUCCAACACCAAGGGAGUAGAAGUCAAUAAUUCAACAGAAGAGUUAAUAGGAUAUAAUCAUGUAAUGUACAAUUGUAUUUCCUUAGAAAGUAGGGUUAAUUUGGGUAUAUUCCUGAUUAAACUACAAAGAAGGAAUAGUCAUCAAAGCCUUCCCGUCCAUACUUAAUGUUUAAACCUUAAUUGGUGGAAGAAGUGGAUGAGAACAACAUGAAAAAGAUGAAAUUAUCUUUCCAUAACUCAAUAACCGACCUAUAAACUUUUGAAGAAUUAGCAAAGGAAUAAAAACCAAGAGAAUCCACUCCGAAUUUAAACCAAACUCCGACAGAAAAGUCUAAGCCUUUUGUUAGGUAGCUAUUAUUUAUAAAGAUAGUAGAAAGUCUAUGAAACACUUAACUCAGCUCUGAUGAAU
Molecule: messenger RNA, 569 nt
Organism: Paramecium octaurelia
Lineage: Eukaryota; Ciliophora; Oligohymenophorea; Peniculida; Parameciidae
Source: the annotation of a GenBank genome assembly